AUGGACGACCCGGUCCUCGACGGUGGUCUGCUCUUCAUGAACGAAGAAGACUUCGUCGUAGACUUUGCAAGCGAUGACCUGGAAAGCUUGCCAUGGAAUGCUCCAUAUGAUACGAAUGACGCAGCGUUUGCCGACGUACACCAGGAAACAACCUUUGCAGAUACAGUCAACUCGGUUAAUACGAACUCAUUUAACAUUUACUCCGAUCAUAUCAACCCAACUUCACAUAACACUCAAGAGCUGCUAGCUCUAGAUACCACAGCAAUCCAAUUACUCCACUACUUACACGAGCUCUUCCUCGCCAAUAACCCAAAGCAGUCCAGUAGCACUAUCGCAGUCACGAAUAUCCGACCGCUUAUGGACACAAAGUGCGGAAAACGCAUCAAGCACAACAACCAGACGACGAAGAACGAAGAUGCAGCCAGGCACCAGACCUUGUGA
Fusarium musae is the source of this 441-nucleotide messenger RNA. RefSeq lists its product as uncharacterized. The record is from RefSeq and is a predicted model, not a curated record. Lineage: Eukaryota; Fungi; Ascomycota; Sordariomycetes; Hypocreales; Nectriaceae. Bases 1 to 441 code for a protein of 146 amino acids. The transcript is spliced from 2 exons.